AUUAUGAAAUUCACAAAUUCUCCUCCCGGAUGUUUUUCCUCGGGGCGAAAAACACGGACUUAUUCAUUGUUUUCAAAAUGAAGGAUGUCUGUUUAGAUCGACAUUUAUCAUAGUUUUGGCUUGCAUUCUUACAGGAAAAACGACCGUUAAAUUCAGAAAUAACUAUACAAGACAUUUGUAAACAAAACAUUAGUGGGCUGCUGCUGCUUACGGUUCAGCAAACAUGCCUCUCGGGUUAAAACCGUGCUGUUCUAUCUGCAAGACCAGCUCGUCCUCCAUGUGGAAGAAAGGAAUCCAGGGGGAGAUUUUGUGUAACACCUGCACGGGUAAAAACACCAGCAGCGGGAGCUCCGGAGGAUCUACUUCCUCCUUCGCCAUCCAGCCGAACAACGGCGGAGGGAGACAGUCCAGACAGGAAAUCCACAGACGCUCCGCUCGGUUACGGAGCACCAAGUACAAAGCUCCAGCGUCUGAGAAGAAAGUCUCAACCAAAGGAAAGGGACGACGACACGUUUUCAAAUUGAAAAACCCAAUCAAAGCUCCAGAAUCUGUGUCAACGAUCAUCACAUCAGAGUCCAUGUUUUACAAGGGUGUCUAUUAUCAGAUAGGAGAUGUUAUUAAAGUAGUGGACGAGGACGACGGUAAACCGUAUUAUGCACAGAUUCGUGGUUUCGUCCAGGAUCAGUACUGUGAGAAAAGUGCGGCGUUGACUUGGCUGAUCCCGACUCAGAGCAGUCCUCGAGAUCGAUUUGAUCCUGGCACAUACAUUGUUGGCCCUGAAGAGGACUUGCCAAGAAAAAUGGAGUACCUGGAGUUCGUCUGUCACGCCCCGUCUGAGUAUUUCAAGUCCAGAAGCUGUCCGUUCCCAACAUUACCGGUUUGUCCAGAGAAAGGCUACAUCUGGACUCAUAUAGGACCGACGCCUGCUGUGGCUGUCAAAGAAACCGUGGGGUGACGCAAACCCUUAAACCUAGACUGAACUGAAUUAGUUUGAUUUACGUGAACUUGUCAUUUCAAACACAAGAUCAUGUGUGGUAUCGCCUUUUGAAGAGUACAUUUCAUAGUAUUUUUCAUAGCAAAACAGCUGUACAGAUUGCAAACUGAAACUUCUCUCAGAUCUGUUUUCUGAGCUUUCAGUAACACACUCCUGUUCAGCUGAGCCUGAAACAGACUCCGACUCUUGCAUUAGAUUAGCAAAAAUGUGACCCUGGAGCACAAAACCAGUCAAAAGGGUAUUUUUUAGAAACUGGGAUCUAUAGGUCAUCUGAAAACUGAAUAAAUCAUCUCGCCAUUGAUGUGUGGUUUGUUAGGAUCAGACAAUAUUUGUCUGAGAUACAACUAUUUGAAAAUCUGGAAUCUGUGUGCAAAAAAAUCUAAA
Carassius auratus (goldfish) is the source of this 1378-nucleotide messenger RNA. RefSeq names its product GATA zinc finger domain-containing protein 1-like. Gene Ontology annotation, biological process: regulation of DNA-templated transcription; chromatin organization. Bases 224 to 955 code for a protein of 243 amino acids. Gene Ontology annotation, cellular component: nucleus. The record is from RefSeq and is a predicted model, not a curated record. Gene Ontology annotation, molecular function: sequence-specific DNA binding. The transcript has 5 exons. Lineage: Eukaryota; Metazoa; Chordata; Actinopteri; Cypriniformes; Cyprinidae.